GCUGCGCGCGGCGCUGUCAGUCAGGGCUGAGCCCCGGCCCCGGGUGAUGUCAGUGGAUCAGCUGCUGCCGCUGUUAUAACAAAGCGCCGAGCGCUGAAGGAGGAGAGGAGAGAAGAGGAGGCAAGCCAGCAAGCAGGCAGGCAAGCGCGUCCAUCCCUCCUCGCCGAGGAAGCGGCCUCGAGAGCAAGAGAGCCAUGGACAGUGACGAGGAGACGCUGGAAGAGACCGUCGAGGGAACUCUUGAUGAUGAUGGGAUGCCACAUGGAUUCUGUACAGUCACAUAUUCAUCCACAGACAGAUUUGAAGGUAACUUUGUCCACGGAGAAAAGAAUGGCCGUGGAAAGUUCUUUUUCUUUGAUGGAAGCACUCUAGAAGGAUAUUAUGUUGAUGAUGGUCUGCAAGGCCAAGGAGUGUACAAUUAUGAAGACGGAGGGGCUCUCCAUGGCACCUAUAUGGAUGGCGAACUGAAUGGGCCAGCACAGGAGUACGAUCCUGAUGGACGAUUGAUAUUCAAAGGGCAAUACAAGGAUAACAUUCGCCAUGGGAUUUGUUGGAUAUACCAUCCAGAUGGGGGUCACCUGGUUGGAGAGGUUAAUGACGAAGGAGAGAUGACUGGAGACAAAAUAGCUUAUGUAUAUCCUGAUAAGAAGACAGCCUAUUAUGGACAGUUUAUCGAUGGUGAAAUGAUAGAUGCAAAGUUGGCAACUCUUAUAUCCGUAGAAGGGGGAAAGCCACAAUUUGAAGUACUACCUGGCAGCCCAGUAUACAGUUUUGAUAAAUCUACUUCAUCCUGCAUUUCUACAAAUGCACUUCUUCCUGAUCCUUAUGAAUCAGAGAGGGUAUAUGUUGACACAUCUCUCAUUUCCAGUGCUGGGGAAGGGUUAUUUUCUAAAAUAGCAGCUGGAUCUUACACAGUCAUGUCCUUUUACAAUGGUGUACGAAUUACACACCAAGAGGUGGACAGCAGGGACUGGGCGUUGAAUGGAAACACGAUAUCCCUUGAUGAUGAAACAGUCUUAGAUGUACCAGAACCCUACAACUAUGUAUCUAAAUACUGUGCCUCCCUGGGACACAAAGCAAACCACUCUUUCACACCAAACUGUAUCUAUGACUCAUUUGUUCAUCCUCGAUUUGGGCUGAUUAAGUGCAUUCGUACAACUAGAGCUGUGGAGAAAGAUGAAGAAUUAACAGUAGCUUAUGGAUAUGAUCAUAAUUCCACAGAACAAAAUGGCCCAGAAGCACCUGAGUGGUACUUAGUAGAACUGACAGCCUUCCAGGCAUCACAGAAAAAGUGAAAUGCAGACAGCUCCCCUGUUCAUAAAACUGGAUCUAUGCACUCCCCUUGACAACUGGAAUCAGGACGCCAGGGAUUGUUCUCUAAAUCCUUCACUCUGUGUCAGAGAGGGGUGGUUUGAUUGGUUUUUUUUUUUAGCAUUCUAACAGGUUUGAACUGUUACCUUAGAAUAAUUUUUAAAACUUUAGCCAGUGUUGUGAAAUAACUAUUUAAUACACUAUAGGAAACAGUGUGGUUUUCUUUGGCAACUAUUCUGUAUUACAUGCAAAGUUGUUGAAAUCUAAAAAAAGAGUAUAAAAAGACUGAGGGGCUUGCCUACGCCUACAGUCUAAUUGUUCCUGUGCAACUAUAUUUUGUAUACUUGCCAUUUUGUGAUGGUAAUACAAUUGUGCUGUUUUUUAAUCUACUAGAAAAGUAGCAUCAAUUUUUGCUCUUACAACUUUUGAGACUAAUGUUUUGGAGCAGUUUCUGUUGUGGUGCACAGGAGCUGGGCUUUUGCAAAUCCUGCCUCUCUCUUAGCACCGUCAUUUUCUUAAAGGUGUACACCGCACAAAAGAUUGAAGCAACAAUGUUCUGUGUAGGUUCUUAUGGUUCUGUGGACAAAUUAAUUAUAGAAAUGUGCCUAAAGAAACCAUAGCCGGUGGAACUUGAAUUAUGAUAAUCACACUCAAAUAAUUUCUUGUUGUGUGGUAGUUGUACGUGUGUGUGUGUAAAUAUAUUAGGGGUUUUUUAAAUUUAAAAGGUUAAAAACAAAACAGAGAGUAAAUCUAUUACGUGUAGAAGAAGCAUUUAGUAUUGCAAAAAGAGAUUUCAUGCUUGUUGAAUCUUCUUUCUUCUUUUCCUGCCUUGAAGUGGGAUUUGUGUUUAUAUUCCCAGGGUGUCUGGAUGGGGCAAAUUUAUUUGAUGGAUGGGAACUGAUAAAUAAUGAAAGAAGCUGCAUAAAGCUUUGCUUAAUUUAUAGUCUGUGGUCUAAAAUGGCAGACAUCUAAAAGAGAUUAGAAAGGUUAAAGGCAAAAAACCUGAAUAACUACAGUAAAACUAAUUAUGUUUAUGUAUGUGUCAAAUCCCUUUUAUGGGAAUGAUGAAAUACACCUUAUAAUUCUUAACUAGCCUUUAUCUCAAACCACUAUAGGAAGAGCUCUCAAAGGUCUGUACAUCAGUUAUAAUGCUGGCAUUUGUUUUAUAAAAAGAAUAGAUUCUAAAUAUUUGCAAUACAUUAACAAAUUAUGGACAUGAUAAUGUUCCCACUAGUUGGAGUGUGUCUGUCUUUGCAUGUGGCAUUAGAAGGAAUCAUUCAGGCUUUUAGACUGCAAUGCUGUACAUGGUUUUUAUGGGAAUAUGGCUAUUGAACACAAUAGGACUGACUUCUAGAUGGAGAUGUGCCUAAUUGUCUUGUCACUUUUUGGUGCAGGCAAAAAACCUGUUGCAUAUAUUCUUUACCUGCAGGCAAGGUAGACAAAGUGAGGGACAGAGUACAGAACUAAAUAUAGAAGAGCAAAAAAGCAAAGGCAGUACUCAAAAGAGUACAAAAGAGGUUGGCAAAUUGAAUCCUUGUGUCCCAGAGAAACCUAUCUGCAAAUUACAUGUUUAUUCAUUUCCUAAUUUCUGUUUCACUUUGAGACUUAUGCUUGCUUCCUCCUGCUAUCACUCUCUGUCAUUCACCAUUCCUCAACCUGCAUUCAGGAUAGAUAAUUUUCUAACCUUAAAAACCAUAAAAAGCAUUAGAUUCUCAACAGGGAAAUAGUAUAAAGAUCAGCUAAAAAGUGGAAGUAGCAAUAGCAGCUGAGGGCUUCCAUGUUAGGUGAAUCUGUUCUGAAUUUUAAUCUAAACCAGAGUUUCUCAAACUGUUCUCCAGAUGUUUUAGAUUUUAGUUCCCACAAUUCCUAACAGCUGGUAAACUGGCUGGGAUUUCUGGGAGCUGAAGUCCAAAACACUUGGAGGAGCACAGUUUGAAAAAUAGUGAUCUAAACCUUUAAAGAACUAUUUGAAGUGCUGUGCCCUUUUCAAAAUAGGAUUGGCCCUUUGGAUAAUUGUUUUGAAGUUUGGACUAAAACCCAGAGUGGAUUUCCCACACCACUGACAUGGAAAUCAGCAGCCACCAUUGGAAGACUGGAAAAUUACUUUAGUAGUCAUGCAGUAUACUUGCUUUUGUGUUUUCACAGGCUUUAAUUCAAACCAUUUUAAAUGCAGGACCUUUCCGAGUUUUGAUGGUUAGGCUCACACAAUGAAUAAAAAUUUUACAAUGUUUUUAAAUGCCUGAUAUAUCAUGACAUAAAGGUUGUGAAUGGAAGCUUUGCCAAUUUUCCAGUUUUUCCCUUUGAUAAAUGCAGCCGUAUCAUUUCAGCUUAUUAAAGUAUGGAGAAUAAGGUUCACAGAGGAUAUUUCAUAAAUGCAGCUGGAACUUUGGAAAGCUGAUCUGACACCAGCUUGAAGAAGGCUGAAUUUCUAAUGCUGCUUUACAAAUUAGUCCAAAACCAAGCGGAAACGUGGAUUGCUGGUUUAUAAAUACAGUAUAAGCCCUGAAACACAACAGUUAUUUCUGUUAAUUUAUGAAAGUGUCUACAAAUGAGUAAUACUGAUUUUAAAGGAUCACUCUUUGGAUGUUGGUUCAAUAAGAUUAUUCAGUUAGCCAGAGAGGAGAGAUUUCUUGAGUAAUCCUUUAUGGAUUGUUUUGCAUAAAGUUCCAUUAGAUGUAAAACCCUGCUUUCAACAUUUGCUGUCCUAAAUCAAUUUAUUAAUGAGCAAGCCUUAUUUAACUCAUUGGGAUCAUUUCAGAUUAAACCUCUUUAGGACUGUGUGUAUAUAAUGUUACAGUUGUAGUCUGUUUCUAUUGUGACACGACUGUUAAAAUACAGAAAGAUUAGAAUAAUUCCUCUUUGUUGUAAUAAUUCCUCUAUUUUGCUAGUUUUUCUCUUCUAAUAGUGGAAUAUGUAUUGAUAUAUGUUUACAUUAUGAAAAAUCAAACUCCUAGACCAUCUACAUUACUAUAGUACACUUUAUAACAUAUGAUAAACAAGAUAUUUGUGGUUUUAAAAAAAAAAAACUUUGUAAUAUCUACCAAAGUUAUUUCAAACUACAGUAGAGUCUCACUUAUCCAAGAUAAACGGACCGGCAGAAGCUUGGAUAAGCGAUUAUCUUGGAUAAUAAGGAGGGAUUAAUGAAAAGCCUAUUAAACAUCAAAUUAGGUUAUGAUUUUACAAAUUAAGCACCAAAACUUCAUGUUAUGCAACAAAUUUGACAGAAAAAGUAGUUCAAUAUGCAGUAAUGUUGUGUUGUAAUUACUGUAUUUAUGAAUUUAGCACCAAAAUAUCAUGAUAUAUUGAAAACGUUGACUACAAAAAUGGCUUGGAUUAUCCAGAGGCUUGGAUAAGCGAGGCUUGGAUAAGUGAGACUCUACUGUACUUCUGAUACUUUCCAGAAACUGAUAGUGAAGUCCAUAAACACUCAGUAGCCAAAAAUACAGUACAGUUAUGUUCCCAGAAGUUUUGGGCUUGGAUGGAAUAUAGGCAAGAAUUCAGGCAUGGGCAAACUUCCAGCUGUUAGGAAUUGUGGGAGCUGAAAUCCAAAACACCUGGAGGGCCAAAGUUUGCCCAUGCCUGGGCAAGAUGAUCUAUUUUGUCCCGUACAGUCUGUACUCUGAUCAGGACUAUUCUGUAUUGGAAAACUCUGGUGAAUCUAUCUGACUAAUGUUCAUCAUUUUUAGAAUCUUCCAGGGAAAGAAAGUCCCAAAGUUGCCCUUGUAGUCUGCCUCUUAGGCUGUUUUCAAAAGUAGAAAGUAUUUAGACAACCUACCUAUCUGCUUUGCUGCAAGUUGAACCAACAAUCUUCUGCAUGAAGGUUUUUCUUUUGCUUUAUGACAGCCUUCUCGAUACUUGGCAAUUGCAGGGGAGUUUCCUUUCCAUUACCACCAGCUUUAACAUUUUCUCUACUGCAAUGCUAAUCAAGUAGUACCAUAUUAUAUCCCCCUUUUCCUUUUGGUGUGUGCAGUUGGACUUGGCUUUCAGUGGAAACAAUUACUUUCCUGAAAAACAGCCUUCCCACAUGCCUAAUUCAACUAUAUAUUAGUGAGAUUAUUUUUUUUAAAAAAAGCAAGAGUGUCUACAAGGAAACACAUGUUGAUUCUUUAUAAACUUUUGCCUUUUAUAUAUAAAGAGUGGAGCAUUUGUUUUCUAGUGUUUUCAUGCAAUUUAGAUGCUGACAUACCCUGUUGGGGAAACAGGAUAUUUCCUGAACCAGAAUAUACAAGACUAUUUAAUUAAAAGAAGUUUUGCAUGUUGAUACGGUAGUUCCUUUGAUGUUCUAAUACAAAAGAUUGCUUUGCCAGAUCAGAUCAAGAUCCAGCUUGUCUAUCAUUUAAACAAGACAUGUGCUAUGGACUCUACAUACUUAAUGGCCUAUUUUGGAAAGUAGCUCCUUACUUUCAGCCAAACUUAAGUUGUGUAGAAGCUUGUGAGGAGACGUAGAAAGAAAGAUGCCAUCUAUCUGUAUGGAAUCCCAAUGAGGUGAUUCCUGUAUAUAUUAUCUCCUUGACUUUCAGUAUAUUUUUAUCUGCAAGAAUGGGGGCAGUGAUUAUUUUAUCUUCAGUGUCCGUGCAAUGUUCCAUAAGAGACAAUGUUAUGUUAGUGGUGGUGCUAUAGAAUCCUUACCUGAAUGAGAAGAAACAAGUCUGUAGAAGCAAAUUGUCAAAAGUCAAAAGUCAGGCAACUUGAAAAAUGAAACAAUUGAAACUGAAAAGGGGUACAAUAUACAAUCGCCUUACCCUCUAUUCUGCAGACUUUCCUCCCUUUGUAAAUAAACAGUAUCUCUGUAAGCACUUUUAAAGGCCACUGCACAUCUUUUUUGAGCAAGUUCUACCUCCAUAUUUUGGAAAGCUGGGCUCAGAAGAAUUAGCAGAGCCUUUAAUAAUUUCUAAAUUAUUUUAGUUUGUAAUGUUGUAAUAUUCUAUGCAUACGGUACCUUUUUAAUCAGUUCUGUACGAGGCCACAAUGAACAUAAGUAGGGUUUGGCAGUGGACCUAAACAGACAAAUCAUCAUCAUCUUUAUUUAUAGUCCUCCCUAUUUCCCCAAAGGGACUCAGGGUGGUUUCCAACAAUAUGGCAACCAUUCAAUGCCAAAAGAAGACCAUACAAACAGUUUACAUCAGGACAAGGCACAUUAGACAAUAUAAACAAUCUAACUUUAACUUAAUAAACAAAAUGACGACAAAUAAAAUAAAGACUAAAAAUGAAAAUAAGAAAUAAAAAUAAAAUAAAAAACAUAAUAAAAUACAGAAAUCCUGAUAAAACGCACUAAAAAUUUUAUAUAUAUAUAUAUAUAUAUAUAUAUAUAUAUAUAUAUAUAUAUAUAUAUAAAACCGAGUAUAUCGAAACUCCAUCAGGUGAGGUUCAGGAGUCCAGUGGCUAGGAGGACUAAAAAGGACCUAAUCCACUAUAAAGGGACUGGGUGAGGGGUAGUGCAAACAGUGUAUCACAGGGCCUGGGAAGUGGGUGAAGUGCAGAACAGGUUACUAUCUGACGACUUAGGGACUGGGCCCAGAGACUAAUCCUUCUCGAAAGCUUGUUGGAUCAUCCAGGUUUUCAGUUCCCUAUGAAAUGAGGACAGCGGGGGCUUGCCUAAUCUCUCUGGGAAAGGAGUUCCAAAGCCGGGGGGCCACCACCGAGAAGGCCCUCUCCCUCGUUCCCACCAACAGUGCUUGUGAUGGUGGUGGAAGUAGGUGAAGGAAUGAUACAAUAACAAAAUAAGUUUGUUUCUAAGAACAUUGUAUUUUUUCUUAUGUUCAGUUGCUAUAGGAUUUUUUCCUCGGUUUAGGACACUGAUGCUGUCUGUGCCUCCGUUUUCUGCCAAGGAGUUAUGUCUCUUUUUAUCUGUCUUCUCUUUUUCUAUCACACAGAGAAAGAGAGAUUUUCUUCUAUUUUAUGUCGAUUGAUCCUAGAAGGUGCCAUAGAAUCAUGUGCCCUUAAGAUACAACAUGUUUACUGUAUCUAAACAAGCCCUUAGAUAGCAAGCACCCCUUAAAGGCUAUUGCCAUCUGUCUGAAUUUUUUUUACUAAUGUCUAAGAUUAUGUCAUGAUCUUGCCUCCAAAUAACCAUGGGGGAAUUGUGUUGUCGAAGGCUUCCAUGGCCAAUCUCUGGGUUGCUGUGAGUUUUCCAGGCUGUAUGGCCAUGGCCAUACAGCCCAGAAAACUCACAGCAACCCAUUGAGAGAAUUGUCAUUGUUCUUAUUCUGUACAUUUUUUUUCUCCUGAAUCAGAAAUCUCUGAACUUAGUCUGGGGCAGUGGUAGGUAUAAGGGCCAUAUCUGACUGCGAAUUUUUUCCAUCUGUCCCUUAAAAUUUCCAAGUUGGAACCUUAAAAGAUGUUUUUGCUGAUAAGCUGUCAAAAAGUGGAUGUACGGAUAGGCCCUGGCAAGCUAAACAUCAUCAAUGGAUUAUUAAGAGUUGUCUCUUAGUAUCUGGUGCAAUUACUACUUGAUGAGGGAUUCAUGCUCCUCAGUUGUUUUCCCAUUGUUUGAAUUGUGUUACUGAAUGACUUGUUUACAAACAUUUUGUUUUCAAAACAAAAAUAUAUUUACAACAUCUGUACCAGAGCAUUGCAGAACUGAUGGCCAAUGUCAGCAAAAUACAUAUGACUGCGCAAUACUUUUCUAAUCUAAUCUAAUCUAAUCUAUUUGUGCUAAAUUGGCCCUAACAUCAUUAGAUGCAAUAGCGCUGGUGUUUAGGACUGCUAAUUCACUAUCUGAUAGUUCAAUGAGAUACAAGAUGCUUGCAGAGGUUUUACGGUAAUUGUUACUUAUUGUCAUUACUGUCUGCAGCAAGAUGGUCUGGCCUUCCGUACAAAAAUAUUUUAAUGAAAAUUUACGAGACCUAUUUGCUACAGUACUUGCCUGUUUCAAAACAAUGACCUAUCUAAGCCAUAAGAUAUGGACAAGAGACAGGGUUUACUUUACAAGGCUGUUACAUGGUGUGCAUGUGUAUCGGAGUUGUAUGAAAAAUAUUUUUAUGACAGAAUACAUAUAUAAAUAUGACUAAGCCUAUAGUUACAUUUGUAAAUGUUUUUAUCAAUAACGUGGAAGUCCAAACAAACAGAUAAAAUAUUUUAAAGUUCAAAAAUUAAUAAGGAAAAUAGUCUGAGAGUAUGUGUCAUAUAACUUUGGAAUUUUUUAUGUCAAAUCUGACGUUUCUAAAUUAUGCUUCCUGCUGUUUCAUUAUUCAGUGAUGCUAGGCCAUAUGCUAAUGUUAGUUUAAUUGAGAGCACACGAAGAAAGAAAGCUGUUGUUAAAAAUGCUCACUUUUGCAGGAUUGUAGAUAGUUUUGCCAUCAACAUCAGAUAUGGAGCCACUAUGAAAAAUGCAUAGAUACUAAUAAGCCAAAUGCAUAAAAAUGUGUAGCCUCUUGUGUUUCAAACUCUAGACCUCUUAGUAGAAGAUAUGAGAGCACAUGAGAGUAAUGUUUUAUAACUGAUAUGAAAUAGUCCAAAUAAUUACAUAUAUUGGGUGUUUCCUAAUGUUGGUAUAACUGAUUCUCCCCAGCUAAAUCAUCAAUGAAUAGGAUUCCUCAGGAGUACUGACUGUAUCAUCCAAUAUUCACUUUGAAUGUCAGUUCUUUGUGAAAGCUUCCCAUUGCAUUAUUAAUAUGAACACAUGUGAAUUGGGAAUGUUUGGGACUUUUCUGAAAGAAAGUCCUGCUUAAUAAUAAUAAUAACAAUAAUAAUAAUACACUAUUUAUAUUCUGCCCUUCUCCCAUAGGGGACUCAGAGCGGAUUACAACAUUUUACAUAGGCAAACACUCAAUGCCUUUACAGUCAAAAACAAUGAGACAUACAAACAAAGGCAAGGCUUCUCCUUUCAUUUCCGGCUUUCUGGAAGCUCAUAUCUGGCUCCGGGGAGGUGCUUUCUCCAUUUUCAAGCCGAGAUGUGGCCAGCAAGAUUGCUUGAAGCAUCUCUUUGCCUUUUCCCACAGAAGCGGCACCUAUUUAUCUACUGACAUUUGAAUGUUUUCAAACUACUAGGUUGACAGGAGCUAGGGCUUGACAGACGGGAGCUCAUCCCGUCUCCUGGCUUCGAUCUGCCUACCUUCAGGUCAGCAGUUCAGCUAACCUUCGGGUCUUCAGUUCAGCCAACUUUCAGAUCAGCAGUUCAGCAGCACAAGGGUUUAAACCAUUGCGCCACCACAGCCCCACAAAGACUUAAUCUUGGGAAGCCUUCCAUAUAAUUGCAUUGUUAAUGGUACUGUCUUUUACGCAAUUCAGUUUUUCAGUGACUUAUAGAACAGCUUGAGUCUUUUCACUGAAACUUUAGAAACAGUUAGCCAAUGUAUGACAAUUGAGGGACUGGUGUUAAAAUCCAAAUGAUAGCAAUUUAUGCUUCUCUACAAAUAUUGCUAAUGAGAUCCCCUUUAAUUAAAAAUACAAAACUAGUAUCAAAAUACAUACAGUCUUAAGCUGACAUGGAGAAGUAUCACAAAGAAUAAAAUACUACAAAUGCUAAGCUUUACUUCGAGGGCUUGUUAUUGUCAAUACAUCAUGUUGAUAAAAAACAUUCAUUGUACAACUGAACUAUAAACAAACAAAUUUUAAUUCAAAGGAACAAUGCUAUAAUCAUAACAAGUCUUCUCAAACUGUGAUAUUUUAAAAAACCAGAGACUUCAUUGUGUUCCCUUAUGUAUGUUCAUAUCCUAUUGUGUUGAAGGCCUCUUCCAUAUAGCUAAAUAAAAUCCCACAUUAUCUGCUUUAUACCGGAAUAUAUGGCAGUGUAGACUCAGAUAACUCAGUUCAAAGCAAAUAUUCUGGGUUAUAUGGCUGUGUGGAAGGGCCUUAUGAAUCCACAGACCUCAUUGCUGGAAGUAACUUGUCCUGGGCAUGAAGAAAUUGAUAGAAGAAACAUACUUUACCUGAGAACCAUGAGUAGAUUUCAGAAAUAUUACAGUAUAUACUGGGCAUAUAAUCUAUUAUCUCAUAUUAAUAAAUGCUCUGUAUACAUCUAGAUUAAUCUAUAUGAUGGAUACAUAUAGAAUGAUUAAGCUAUUAAAAAGGCAUAAAAAGAGGCUUUGGGAACCUUUCAUGCACACACAAGAUGUGAUGAAAUAUUUCUGGACUUGGAAUUGUUAGAAAUGGAUCAGUAUCUCAAGAUUCACCUCCUGAAGUAUAGAAGUAUGUUUGCAAGAGAGCGUAGCAGAAACCUGUGGUAGUAACUUCACAACAUUGUUUUGGUUGAUUUCAAAGACUACUGAAUGUGAUCUGCUUAUUAUUUUCUGUCUUGUAAAACAGGAGACUUUGCUAAUGAUAAAAUGUUUGGAGGCAUACAUUCUCUUGAUUUGAACUCUUCACAGUAAACAGCAAAAUACGUACUUCAUAUAUGAACCGAACAUUAUGUAUCUCAGUGUCUUUGCUUAUGUAGUUUCCUUGCAACUUUAAACUCUUUGCUUGACCAUAUGUUUUUGUUUCAGUUUUUCCUUUUAAUUUGAAACUAACUGUAUGUCACAUACUUUGUGUAUAGAAUAUAUAGUUUCAUUGCUGUGUGAUAUAUGUUUUAUACAGGACAGGAUGGAUCCAGAAUCUACCUUCUGCUCAAAGAAGAUCUGCACUGUAGAAUUAAUGCAGUUUGACACCACUUUAACAGCCAUGGCUCAAUGCUGGAGAAUCCUGGGAUUUUUGGGUAGGUGAGGCACCAGGACACUUUGGCAAGUCAGGCUAAAUACCAUACAAAACUACAGCUCCCUUUUUUCCCAUUUAAGGAGCGACUUGAGAAACUGCAAGUCGCUUCUAGUGUGAGAGAAUUGGCCGUCUGCAAGGACGUUACCCAGGGGACACCCGGAUGGUUUUUGAUGUUUUACCAUCCUUGUGGGAGGCUUCUCUCAUGUCCAAACAUAGGGAGCUGAAGCUGACAGAGGGAGCUCAUCCGCACUCUCCUUGGAUUCGAACCAGCAACCUUCAGGUCAGCAAACCAAUCUUCAUGUUAGCAGUCCUGCUGGCACAAGGGUUUAACCCAUUGCUUCUAUGAUUCCACAGCAUUGCGCCAUGGCAGUUGAGGUGGUGUCAAACUGCAUUGAUUCUACACUGUAGAUGCACCCUUGCUUGCAAGAGUCUGGAGGGACUAAUGUGGGAAGGACAUGCAGGGAAAUCUGGUCAUAGCAGUCUAGUUUAAUGCAACUAUAUCUGGAUCCAACCCAAUAUAUUUGAAUGUUUGCAAAUAGUCCUUAGCAACUAAUUGCAGAACUGACAAAGAGCUUCAAUUUUUUCAUUGCUGCCAUAAUAAAACCGUUGCAUUUUCCAGGGUGGCGCCAUAUCUGAAAUAGAAUUUUUCAAUGAUACUGACAAUCCUGCAAAUGAUCAUAGUGCAAUUUUCUUUAUAAGUAAUUUCACUUUAAAGCCCAAGCAGAAGUUUCUUCUUAAGUCUCUCUUUCUCUUCUCUUUUCUAUGAAGUGUUGUUUUCGGAAGAUGACUCUAGCUGACUUUAAGCUUCUUGCAACAAAGGAAUUUUCCUCUGUAUGUGUUUUAUUCAUUAAUGAAUCUAAUAAUUUCUAGGUCUGGUGGAGUGAGACCUUCAGAUGAGACUGCAUUUUGUUGUUUGUAUUUACUGGCAAUUCCACAAUAACAAGUACUUGAUUACUUAAAAUUGUUAUUUUGCUAGAAUGAUGAGCCUUACUGAUAUCCAUAGAUUUUACUUGUAACUUCUAAAACUAAGGAGAACUAUAAAGAAAAGUUUACAUGAACGACAGUUGCACUUUCUGUUUAUGAAUGAGCGUUGCUUUUUAAAAAAUAUCUAUUGAAUGCAUGUAUGAGGAAGGAAGGAAAAUAUUUCUGGGGCAAAAAUGUUCUUGCUCUAAUUAUGAAAAUAAAACAUUACAUGAAUUACACUA
Anolis carolinensis (green anole) is the source of this 12149-nucleotide messenger RNA. RefSeq names its product SET domain containing 7, histone lysine methyltransferase (gene setd7). Gene Ontology annotation, molecular function: histone H3K4 monomethyltransferase activity; chromatin binding; protein binding. The record is from RefSeq and is a predicted model, not a curated record. Gene Ontology annotation, biological process: regulation of DNA-templated transcription; peptidyl-lysine monomethylation; heterochromatin organization. Lineage: Eukaryota; Metazoa; Chordata; Lepidosauria; Squamata; Anolidae. The transcript has 8 exons. The coding region runs from base 195 to 1295 and encodes 366 amino acids. Gene Ontology annotation, cellular component: chromosome; nucleus.